Cuscuta campestris is the source of this 3314-nucleotide messenger RNA. The record is from the annotation of a GenBank genome assembly. NCBI's taxonomy places the organism in Eukaryota, Viridiplantae, Streptophyta, Magnoliopsida, Solanales, Convolvulaceae.
CUAGUUUUGUUUUUCCUGUCUGUCCUUUCACCUGGCUUUUGGUCUGGGGACUUACUAUAUUGCAGAACAAUUUGCACGUCACUGUCUCGGCUUUGCUUGCUGCUGCUGUUGUUUGGAUGUCUAACCUUCCAGCAAAACUCAACCCAGUUAUUUUGCCUUUAAUGGCAUCUAUGAGGAGAGAACAGGAAUCUCUGUAGUUUGACAUGCAUGGAUCCUUGUGAGACUCCUCAAGCUGCAGUUUUGAAUUCUAUUGAAAAAAUUGAAGAACAAGGACUUCUGUCCUUCAGAUGCAGUAGUAGUACCAGGCAGAAAUCAAAAGUUCAUAUGCUUUCCCCAGGUGAUGAUCGAUCAAUGCUUGAGGGAUUCAUUAGCAGACGCGGAGCUGAGCUUGCCCUGAAAUGUUUGUGUGAGAAAUUUGGUUCAUCUUUGUUUGACAGGCUUCCUAAGCUAUGGGAUUGCCUGGUAGAAGUCUUAAAGCCUGGAAAUAUUGAAGGGUUGACCCCAGAUAAUGAGAAACUUAUAUCUGAAUCUAUCGAUUCUGUAAAUGAUCCUCAGAUUUUGAUUAAUAAUAUUCAGGUAGUCCGUUCCAUUGCUCCUUUGUUGGAUGUGGCAUUGAGGUCUAAACUUCUCGUGCUUCUUCCAUGCAUCUUUAGGUGUGUUUGCCAUCCUCAUGUGGCUGUGAGAUUGGCUGCGUCUAGGUGUAUCACAACAAUGGCCAAAUCUAUGGCAGUAACUGUGAUGAUUGAAGUCGUCGAAAACGUGAUUCCUAUGUUGGGAGAUAUGACAUCUGUUCAUUCUAGACAAGGCGCUGGCAUGCUUGUCAGCUUACUAGUUCAGGGGCUUGGCAUGGAUUUGGUUCCUUAUGCUCCGCUUUUAGUAGUUCCUUUAUUGAGAUGCAUGAGUGAUUCUGAUCAAUCAGUUAGGCAAAGUGUAACACAUAGUUUUGCGACACUGGUACCUUUGCUUCCAUUAGCCCGUGGUAUUUGUACCCCUGAGGGGCUCAAUGAUCGUUUAUCCCGCAAUCAAGAUGAUGUAAAAUUCCUGGAGCAACUGGUUGACAGCUCACACAUUGAUGAUUACAAGCUCUUUACCGACUUAAAAGUGACUCUGAGAAGGUAUCAACAGGAAGGUAUUAACUGGCUAGCAUUUUUGAAGAGAUUCAAUCUUCAUGGCAUCUUAUGUGAUGACAUGGGCCUUGGCAAAACCCUUCAGGCAUCGGCAAUUGUGGCAUCUGAUAUUGCAGAGCAUGUUGCUGAAAAAUCUGCUGCCAAUCUCCCACCUUCUCUUAUAAUAUGUCCAUCAACCCUUGUUGGUCACUGGGAGUAUGAGAUAGAGAAGUUCAUUGAUGCUUCUCUAGUUACUACCCUUCAGUAUGUUGGUUCUGCUCAAGAACGCUCAUCUCUUCAUUCUCAGUUUAAUAGAUAUAAUGUUAUUAUUACAUCAUAUGAUGUUGUCCGCAAAGAUGUUGACUCUCUUGGCCAGCACUUCUGGAACUAUUGUAUUCUAGAUGAGGGGCACAUCAUUAAGAAUUCAAAGUCAAAAGUCACUCUUGCUGUAAAACAGCUGAAAGCUCAGCACCGUCUCAUAUUGAGUGGAACUCCAAUCCAGAACAAUGUAUUGGAUUUGUGGUCACUUUUUGAUUUUCUCAUGCCAGGAUUUCUGGGAACAGAGAGACAAUUCCACAGUUCCUAUGGAAAACCUUUGCUAGCUGCAAGGGAUCCCAAAUGUUCAGCCAAGGAUGCUGAAGGAGGAGUGCUUGCAAUGGAAGCAUUGCACAAGCAAGUGAUGCCUUUCCUUCUUCGCCGGACGAAAGAAGAAGUGUUGUCUGAUUUACCCGAGAAAAUCAUCCAAGAUAGAUACUGUGACUUGAGUCCUGUUCAACUAAAACUGUAUGAAAAGUUUUCCGGUUCUCAUGUUAAGCAGGAAAUUUCCAGCAUGGUGAAGGUCAAUGAAUCCGACACGGGACAAGGGAGUGAUGUACCUAAAGCAUCUUCUCAUGUUUUCCAGGCACUCCAGUAUUUGCUUAAACUUUGUAGCCAUCCGCUGUUAGUGGUUGGUGAAAAAAUUUCUGAGCCUAUCUCACAUGCUCUAUCGGAGUGUCUUCCUAAUGGCUCUAACACAGUCUCUGAACUCCAUAAACUCCACCACUCUCCUAAACUGGUUGCCCUCCAGGAGAUUCUUGAAGAGUGUGGAAUUGGGAUUGAUGCCUCUGAAGGGCCUAUCAUUGUUGGGCAGCAUAGAGUACUAAUAUUUGCUCAGCAUAAAGCUUUUCUUGACAUCAUCGAGAAGGACUUAUUUCAUGCUCAGAUGAAGAAUGUCACAUAUUUGAGGUUGGAUGGAUCCGUUGAGCCAGACAAGCGCUUUGAAAUUGUGAAAACCUUCAAUUCAGACCCGACUAUUGAUGUCUUACUUCUUACAACACAUGUUGGUGGUCUUGGUCUGAACCUGACAUCAGCUGAUACUCUCGUGUUUAUGGAGCAUGACUGGAAUCCAAUGCGGGAUCAUCAGGCAAUGGAUAGAGCGCACAGGUUGGGCCAGAAAAAAGUGGUCCAUGUCCAUCGCCUAAUAAUGAGAGGAACCUUGGAAGAGAAAGUGAUGAGUCUCCAGAGGUUCAAAGUGUCGGUUGCUAACGCGGUGAUUAACGCAGAUAAUUCAAGCUUGAAAACAAUGAAUACAGACCAGCUGCUUGAUCUAUUCACACCGGCAGAUGGCAAAAAGGCUCCAAAUGUGUCAGAUAGAAGUGACAAAUUUGAAGGAGAACCAAAAGUGUCCCGUGGCGGAAAGGGGUUAAAAGCUAUUCUUGGAGGAUUGGAAGAUCUCUGGGAUCAAUCACAGUACACUGAAGAGUAUAAUCUGAGCCACUUUUUAGCCAAGCUAAAUGGUUGAUUCCUAAUAUAGCAUGCUCUGCAUAUUUGCUUUUUUGCCAUGGCUGUAUGCUAGAGCUAAGAAGCAACCACGAAAUCUGAAUUGGAUGGAGGCAGUACCGCCCAGUAGUCCCUGCACAGUAUUCGUCAAAUUCAGAGAUAACCGAUGAUUUGACCUUCAUACCCUUGUACAAAGUGUAUAUUCCCCCCAAUUUUUUUCCGAGAUUAGUAAGUCUCUCCUUUGUUUCUUCUCCAACAUGAAAUCAAAAUUUUUGAGGCUGUUAACUGAGAGAUGUCCCAUUAUUCUGAGAGAGCAUUUGUGCUUCGUAGUUGGAGAAGGCAGGUACUUGUUGGGUUAGGGGAGGAAAUUUUGUAAAUUUUGAAUUAUUGUAUAUACAUUAAGGAUUAUUUAUUUAAUUAUAUGGGAAAAAAGAAAAAAAAUGUCUUGAU